Molecule: messenger RNA, 3296 nt
Organism: Marchantia polymorpha subsp. ruderalis
Lineage: Eukaryota; Viridiplantae; Streptophyta; Marchantiopsida; Marchantiales; Marchantiaceae
Source: the annotation of a GenBank genome assembly
GUGUUUUUUUUAUAGAACUGGGCUUGGUUAUGGAGAUUCAAACACUCCAUGAGUUGACAAAGUCAGUGACGUUUAGAGUCCAGCUUGUCCAAGAAAAAUCAUUUUGUUGUUUAUCUCUUACUGUUUCAAAAAACAUCUUCAAUCUAAGAAGGACUUGCCAAAAAAUCUGUAGCAAUAAUAUGAGGGCAAUGUUGAUCACAAUAGUUACUUCAUUGUUAUUCGUGUACGUUGUUAAGUCUAGAAAUCUUUUUUCUUCUUCAGACCCCAAACCCGAGAGACAAACACCGAGGUACAUCUGAAAGAGUCAUUGCAUCUGUUCUUCUUUAUUUGAAUCUUCAUCUCGAAAGCGAACAAAGGUCGAUGCAGGAUGAAUCACAUUAUUUGAUGUGUAGUUCUCAGUUGCAUGUUUUCAUUCUGUAUGAUAAUGUUGAGAAAAGGAUUCAUAAACUCACUACUAAUAACUUACUUGCUGCAGUAUGAUUAAGGUUCAGUCGACGAGAUCGUCGCUCAGAAAAUGAACCUUCGAUGUGGCGGCCGUGCAUCUGAGAAGGAAGUGCAGCUCAGCACGAAGGGUACCGAACGGGGCGAGGCUUCCAAGGAAGAAAGACGUGACGAGAGAAACUGUCGAAAAGCCAUGAGGCGAAUCCAGCAGCGCUUUUUCCCCCGGAGAAAUAAACUCGAGGCCAGCGUCCGAGUAGGACCGCAGAGCGACGUGGCGGAAGCAAAGAGAACUCGGCCCUGUGCAGAGCACACUCUCAAAGCCUUCUUCCGGCCGUCCGCUUCAAUCGACGGUGCAAAUCUUCACGUCAUCAGGUCAUCAGGUCUUCACGUCAUCAGGUCCCACCGCCACGUCUGCAGAAUCGUGUGGUCGCCACACGCCCCAUACUGGAAGGAAGGAAGCCCAGCAAUAAACGCGAGCGCAGUCCCGAAUGGCAAACGCUGUCGACAGUCCGCCGCUCUCGCGAAUCGCGAUUUGCUGCUCCUGCUCCUCUGCUCCUGCUGUCGAUGGUAGUUGCUGAUCUCGCAGACAACGUACCUCGAUUCGCCACACGCUUCGCUCCCGCAUCGAAGCUGCUGUUGCUGCUGUUGAAGGCAUUCCCUCAUUCGCUCCAGAGAUCGCGAACGGUGUUUUACCUCCUUGGCUCCUUCGCUCGCUUCGACCGGAUCCCGACCAGCCUCGAUUCUACGUCGGACGACAAUCCGCUGCAGACGUUGUCCCGCGGGGCUUUGGGUGCGGGGUGCGGGGUGCGGGGGGCGUUGGGCGCGCUUUUUCUCGGUGGGGCGCGGGGGAGACAAUUCGGCGGCCGAGCGUUGAGCAUUUGGGCCCCGAUUCCUGUCGGCCUUGGCUCGCCUCGGCUGGGCUGCUUUCUGUCUCUCUCUCCCCGCGCCCGGGCUCGUGCGGUGGUUAUGCGCAUAACUGCCGAAGCCUUCUUCUUUGCACGCGGGCGGGAGGGCGGCCGGAUGGAUGGCGGACGCGCUCGGGGCAUGUACGUGGCACUGAAACCUCAAUCAAUCUCGAGCACUUUUGGCCAGUGAGAAGCGGGGGUCGGCCAUGUUUCGAACGAAGAGCCGAAUUCCGAAUUCCCUUUGACGAGCAAAACGGACUGCAAUCGUCGGGAAAUGGUGCACAACCAUUGAUCUCUGUCUUCGUGCCCCUUCGCCUUUAGCACUCCUUCAUCAUUGUGAACUGGGACAGUGAGAGCGCGAUUCGUCAGGACGAGUUUCCGGGCACUUGCGAGUUCGUUUGAGCUCGUCCGAGAGCUCAGAUAAGCUCGUCAUCCAUCUGAGCUCGUAGCAGCGAGAUAGGCCUCGUUGCGCACGAGGGCUUGGAGUCUGAGACGAGUGUAGGUUGUGAGGUUGGCAAAAAUGUGGAGGAAGAAGAUUCACGAGACGGCCAGCAGGCCGAUUGCCGGGGAGGAGGGGCAUUGUGCAAUUGGGGCUCCUGAUCAGGAGGCCCAACCCAAAGUGAUGAACAUGGAGCUGCAGCUGAUUAACGGCAUUUCACCAGUUAACAGUCCCAGGCGUCCACCAAAACCACCACCUCCGUCGCAGCUCAUUGAAAGGACCGGGGCUAAUGGCAUUAUGAUGCUCAGCAGCACCCCGACCAUCCUCAUCGACAUCUCUAAAGCUGGGGUGGUACCUGGUAGCCAUGAAGACCAAGAGUCUGAAGCUCAAGAACAACAACUACAGCAGAUAACGAGCUCAAGUCCUCGAAAUGCCCAUUUUCCAAACAUGUCCAAUUCGGCCCACUUUUCUCCUCAGCCUUGGUCGUCAGAUGCUCUUCACAUCGAUGAGCAUUGGCACUACUCUCACAGGUCGCCUUGGCUUCGAGCUCUAGUCCUGGGAGCUAACGAUGGACUCGUGUCCAUCAGUUCUUUGAUGCUGGGAGUUGGGGCUGUGAAAAACGACGUGAAAGCCAUGAUUAUAUCUGGACUAGCGGGCCUUGUGGCUGGAGCUGGUUCCAUGGCUAUUGGAGAAUUUGUUUCAGUCUUCUCCCAACGGGACACUGAGCUGGCAGACCUGGAGAAGGAAAGGCAGGAGCAUGCCAAGGGGCCCGAGGCGCAAGCUCGGGAACUAGAGGAGCUCACUCAGAUUUACGUCGGCCGAGGGUUGACUUACUUCCUCGCAAAGCAGGUAGCGGUAGAACUAUCGAGGGUGGAUGUUUUGAAGGCGCAUGCUCGAGACGAACUAGGAAUCGACGUUGAUGCUCUUUCCAACCCUUUGCAGGCCGCUCUGGCAUCAUCUCUGGCCUUCUCUCUUGGUGGUGGAGUGCCCUUGCUUGCAGGAGCCUUCAUUCAAACGUACAAAAUACGAAUUGCAGUGGUGGUGGCGGUAUCUUCAUUUGCAUUGGCGGCCUUUGGGGCGGCAGGAGCGCGACUAGGAGGAGCUCCAAUGAUCAGAGCUGCGCUUAGAGUGUUGAUAGGAGGAUGGUUGGCUAUGCUGCUCACUUAUGGAAUCCUUAGACUGUUAGGCACCUAUGGGUUCCAGUGAGCAACCAAGUAAAUCAGAAAGGUUUUGCAGCAUCCGAAACUGAACUACUUCACAACAUCCCCACACUGAGGCUCUUGACCAUGAUAUUAUAAUCAAAACGGCUUGAAAUUAGUGCACUGCAGACUGUAAUCUUUUUGACCUAUACAUAACGCCAUCAAAAGAUCGUCGAUCAGCUCUGCUGUUUAAGCUACUAGUAACAAAUAUAUUCUUUUCGUACAAGGGGUUGUACUCGUGCUUCAUGUCUGAACAUGGUGCCUUCGAGGCUAAUAAAACUCUGUUGAAGCGCAUCUCUGCGCUUGUGAUGU